AAAAAAAUGUAUAAAAGGCGAAGCAAUAUUUAAAUCUAUAAAUAAUUCGUUUUUCAUCAUGCUUAUGAAAAUUUUGUUUUGCGUCAUUUCAUUGGUCGCUGUAAUUGAGGCCACAAAAUGUUACUUCUGCAAUGACGAUAGUAGGUAUGGCAAUUGCGAAGGUAUAGGUUGGCGAAUCAUGGAUAAAUGUCGUUUUGGCUGUGUCACGUAUGAGGCUAAAAUUCAAAAUAAAUAUAAGAACUCAUUGGCCGAAGAAUUUUUUGGAAGGUACAGAAGAGGUUGCAAUGAUCAAAAAGGAUGUGACAAAAUUAAAAAAGAUUUAUAUGAUGCUUGGGAUGACAGGGUUGAAGUAUUCCAUUGUGAGGAGUGUAAUGAGGACUAUUGCAAUAAUAGAGCUAAUCAUCCAGGAAUUACUCUCAGCGGUCCUUGGGUGCCUGAUUAUUAGAUAUUAAUACUAUAAAAACACAAUGCAGUUUAUUUUUUCCCAAGAUAGAUUUUGACACUGUCAACUUUGAAACAUAAACAAUGCCGCUAAUGCCGCUUAUUGGUCGUGAAAUGCCAUUUGCACGACAUGCAUUGUAAAACUGAUGUCAACCUGUAGGCACACCCCAUUUUGCGACCAAUGUUUCAAAGUUUUCAAUGUCAAAAUCUAUCUUGGGAAAAAAUAGACUGUAGUGUUUUUUUGUUUGAACCUACAUACAUAAAUAUAUUUAAUUUAUCCAUUCCUUGUUAAUCACAAGAAAAAAUAUGAAUUUCUUCCGAA
Ceutorhynchus assimilis (cabbage seed weevil) is the source of this 763-nucleotide messenger RNA. The record is from the annotation of a GenBank genome assembly. NCBI's taxonomy places the organism in Eukaryota, Metazoa, Arthropoda, Insecta, Coleoptera, Curculionidae.